This is a messenger RNA of Labeo rohita (rohu), 1029 nucleotides long. RefSeq names its product myelin-oligodendrocyte glycoprotein. Gene Ontology annotation, biological process: cell surface receptor signaling pathway; negative regulation of T cell proliferation; positive regulation of T cell proliferation. The transcript is spliced from 4 exons. The record is from RefSeq and is a predicted model, not a curated record. NCBI's taxonomy places the organism in Eukaryota, Metazoa, Chordata, Actinopteri, Cypriniformes, Cyprinidae. Bases 130 to 615 code for a protein of 161 amino acids. Gene Ontology annotation, cellular component: external side of plasma membrane.
CCCAGUCGCUCAAACGCUCUAAUGUCACUAGAAAUGAUGACGGUCAGCAUCACUCUUAUAUUUUAGCUGGAAUUUCGGCUUAUUUGUUUCCAGUAACCACCCAUUAACGUUGUUAUAAAUUUAAACAUCAUGGUUAAAAGCGUGUUGCUCGUCUGCUUCUUCACACUAGUUUUGAUUGAAGCAUCUGUGCAGGAAGCAGUUCAGGGUUUUAUUGGAGAUUUUGCAGUUUUGCCGUGCCAUCCAGGGAACAGGCAACUUACAGUGAUCACUGCACACUGGAGAUAUGAGGACAGGAAGAAUGUAUACGACAUACAAAAUGGCAAAGGGACGACUAAGGAGCAGGACUCAGAGUACAAAGGCAGAACUGAAACGUUCCCUGCGGAGUAUUCAAAUGGAAACUUCUCGCUAAGGCUUGGGAAUCUUCAGAAAAGUGAUGAAGGGUCAUACUGCUGCUUCAUCCCUGAGUUUGGUCUCAAUGAAUGCGUCAGUCUUCAAGUCAAAGAGAAACCAAGAGGAAUUCAGGAGAAGCCCGGCUCAAACAGUGGAGUUGAAACCACAGCAGGGAGGAUUGUAUUUCUGUUAUUUCCUCUGUUCUCUGUUACUGUUCUGCUCUGAGUGCGAGUGCUGACUGCAUAUAGAUCAGCAGUGUGUGCUUUAAUUGCGGUGAGGCUUGACUUUGCAAUAUUACUGUUUUCUGCACUGUACUGGACCACAGUAAGAACCAAUGAAUAGCUCUGCAUUGUGUCUAGGAUCUAGAUAAAAUUUAUGACAAAAGACACACACACACUCACACAUUACAUAUCAGGCCUAUUCAAAUCAGAAUAGAUGCCGUAAGUACAGUCAGUCCACUGGACUGUACUGCAGUGGAUUCGGUUUGGUUUCAGAAGUGUUGAAUUGUUUACUGAUUUUACUAUUUUUAAAUACAUCUCCUGCUUUAGGCAGAUCAGUUGCACUAAUUUGUUAUGUAUUUAUUUAAAUUUAAUUUAUUUUAAUUUAAAAUAAUUGUGUUUGUAUUUAAUUUAUUUUCGU